AUGUAUUUGUACUUGAAUAUACUCAGAAACAAGAGGGCGACUCAAACUGAAGUAAACAACAGUUUAGCUCCUUGGCCAGAAAUUGUUCCAAAGUUCUCAGAAGCUAUUCCAGAAUGGCGAGCCGCAUGGCCGAUACACAUUUAUUUAACAUCGAUAGCGUAUAUCAUGAUCUUAUUGACAUGUCUAUAUUUGCUUUAUCUCAAAAUCCAAGAUAAACUUCAAAAUCGAGGUAGAAAUAGCCAACUAUCGUUAUCAUUGUAUUCUAAUUUGGCAAUAUGUGCACUAACUCGAUCUUGUGCUCUGUUAAUUGACCCUUAUGCAUCAAGACCGUCUAUUUUACCAAUUGUUUUUCACUUGCUCUGGGCAUUAAGUUUGCCAGCAUUCACUGCAGCAUUUACUAUGUUACUCUUGGCGUUGCUCGAUACUACCAAAAAAUACAAGACCCCGCCAUUUUUUCAUAAAAGUCGAAAUAUUGCCAUCGUCAUUAUCAUUAAUUUUGCAUUUGUCAUCUUGCUUGAAUUAUUAGUACAAUUCUUUACGGAAGCCAAAGUUUUAUUGAUCGUUUGCCAAGGAACUUAUAUCGUUUUCAACCUGUUCCUCUCGGUUGGUUACUUUAUUGCUGCGAAAAGAAUUACUACCAAUCUUGUUACUGAAGCUCAAGGCUACGACAAAGAUUUUAAUAAAUCACUAAAGCGUUUAAUUUAUUCCAUCUACGCUUGCUCCAUACUAUCUCUUUUAACAUGUAUUUCUCAUAUUUAUGCUAUGGUUGGCGUUUAUAGUGUAUUAUCUCCUGUUCGCUACGCUGAAGCCUGGCCAUGGUGGGCUUUCCAAAGUAUUCAGCGCGGUUUAGAAUUAAUCUUAUGCCUUAUAAUGUUGAUUAUUAUUUGGGGUAAACAUUCCAGUAAUCGAAGUGCUCCUAUAGCCCCGGAAAGUCAGCAUUCUACAUUCCACGCCUCCGAUUAUGUUCAAUUAACAUCGUCAUCGAAAAUUAAUCAUAAUAGUAAGGAAGAAUUAAAACUAGAUUUGACUAAAACGGCAUAA
Trichoplax adhaerens is the source of this 1041-nucleotide messenger RNA. RefSeq lists its product as uncharacterized. The record is from RefSeq and is a predicted model, not a curated record. The coding region runs from base 1 to 1041 and encodes 346 amino acids. The transcript has a single exon. NCBI's taxonomy places the organism in Eukaryota, Metazoa, Placozoa, Uniplacotomia, Trichoplacea, Trichoplacidae.